AAUUAUAAUUAUGGAGGGGAGGGCACCAUAUUGUUCAUAAUGGUUCAUUUAUGCCAACCAUUUCACUUUUUUUCCUUGGUUUCUCAUUUUUUGCAACUAUUUAAGCUUGACCCUCCCAUUGGCUCUUUAUAGUUGCAAAUUACAUCUCCUACACCAAUUUUUUUUCCUGUAUGUUCUUCCGCAUGUGCUAGCUAGCUUAGUAGCUUGAGCUCCAUCGGUUUUGGUUGAGCUCCUGCUUCAGCUUGCCUCAUGCCAGCAUGCGCAUGGUGCGGUCUGCUGCUCAUGUGUUCUCUUCUUUCCAACAUUUAUCCUACUCGUUGCUCCUUAAGGUACGUACUGGGGCAGCGUGAUGCCCGUGACUCAGCACUUAGGCAGUGAAGGGGAUGGAGCGCAGGUGCAGUACGAGGCGACGCUGGCGUACUCGGGUGCAGUCGCGGGGGUGACGAUCGAGGAACUAGCUGGCCGGACAUCGUCAUGGUCUUCGGUCUCCUACGUGCUCGACCUGGGGUUCGUCCACCCACACCACGCUGCCCAUGCUUGCCUUCUAUGGGAGCGGCGAGCGCCAUGCCUACCUUGCCCCCUGCAGAACAUCAUCGCCACAGCCGCACGGCCACACCUACCACCGCACACUCGUGGCCUCUAUAUAUCGCUCACAGCUUCGCUGACAACAUCGAUCUGCAUCUCAUGUAUGAGUGGAUGUGUGCCAUGCUGCCAUAGCACCAAGGAGGUUUCUGCGACCGCAUUUGAGGAUUUAAAUGAAGCACAUUCUAGAAGGCCAGAACAAGGUAAGGUGGGUGAGUUGGGUCACGUCCCAGGAUCGGAGGACCAGGGACGCGAAGCGUGAGUGGCAGGGCGCCGACGUCGAGGUCUCCAACAGUACGGUAUUGCUCCAAUGAGCAGUUGGGACCUUGGGAGCUGGGGUUAUUGCCGCGAGGAUGGUGCUUCUCUUUGUGUUGACUGUUGACAACGACUAGCCAUCGGAUUUGGAUUCUGGAGGUAGUCUUUAGCAUUUUCAAAUUUUCCGAUUGUACCUAAGUAUCUCUAUGUAAUUGGGAGUGUGCCAACGUCAUAUACAGUUGAGCACUAAACCUAACUUUACACUUAUAUACUUUUUGUUCAAUUGUUAUAUGGCAUUGUAUACAAAUGUUUAAUUAGGAUAUAUAUAUAUAUGGCAUUUAGUAGUGAUCUUUGCGAGUUAAA
Molecule: messenger RNA, 1200 nt
Organism: Oryza sativa Japonica Group (Japanese rice)
Lineage: Eukaryota; Viridiplantae; Streptophyta; Magnoliopsida; Poales; Poaceae
Source: RefSeq, a predicted model, not a curated record